Molecule: messenger RNA, 342 nt
Organism: Pestalotiopsis fici W106-1
Lineage: Eukaryota; Fungi; Ascomycota; Sordariomycetes; Amphisphaeriales; Sporocadaceae
Product: Vacuolar ATPase assembly integral membrane protein VMA21
Exons: 3
Coding region: 1-342 (113 amino acids)
Biological process (GO): vacuolar proton-transporting V-type ATPase complex assembly
Cellular component (GO): endoplasmic reticulum membrane
Source: RefSeq, a predicted model, not a curated record
AUGGCAAGCCGCAGAAUUGUGUCGACGGAAAAGUCCAUCCUGGAGAAAGAUGACAGCAUCGGCGCCAGCCCCGCGGCCAACGAAAAGUCCAACAUUUCUCCUGCCGUGCCCGCGGACGUAAUUGUAAAGCUGCUCGCCUUUACAUUUGCCAUGAUUGUCGUGCCGAUUGGUUCAUACUAUGCUACGGUUAAUACUCUAUUCAAGGGCAACUCUACAUUUGCCGGAGCGCUGGCUGCCAUCAUGGCAAAUGUGGUGCUCAUCGCUUACGUGGUUGUCGCUUACAAUGAAGACCAGAGCGAGCAGUUGGAAGAUAAAAAGAAAGAUACCAAGAAGCAACGUUGA